AUGAAUCACUCUACGACCCACUCAAGGAGAAGCUCUAUCUUAGCAGGUGAGAAGGAUGCUUUUCCAGAGCCUCGACCCUUCGAUUCAACGGGUCGGAAACGCAACGCUGUGGCAUCCACAUAUCUUAAUGCUCACACUCCACCGCAACUAGCGCCAAUCACUCAUUCUAAACUUAACUUAAACACUCUUUCAGCAGGGGAGCCAAAGGGCAAGGGCAAGUCUAUUGAAGAGCGCUCCCAGUCUCCGCGCAGGGUAGCUAGAAGUUUUGAAUCUCGCAGUGAUGUAACUCACACUUCGACGAAGAAACACCAGAGCCUCAAGUUCCCAGGGCCAGUCAGAAAAAGCCACAAUAGGAUCAGGAAGACUAUCGCUCUUGAAACGCUUGGUAUUGACCGGAAAGGUCCGGUACUGCCGGAUAGGUUCAUUCCCAGACGAGAGAAUAACAUUACCCCGUCGACACCCUUCCGGGUAGGGAAGUGUACCCGAGAACUUUCUUCGGAGGAGAGGCUUCUACGACAACGUUUACCAAAAGAGGAUCCUUUCCUGCCAACACGUUCUGGAAGAUCUAUUAGCGCACCAAGAAUACCAUCUGAUCGUAUAUGCAGUACUCAUUAUGGCCCUCAUCUCGUCAUCGACCCGGCCGUUCCGAGCAGCGAUUUCGCCCAUGGUUCAAGGGACUUUUCCCGACAAGUCAGCAAUGGGGCUGUUUGGAACGUGGGAGGAACAUCAGCUGCACUAGGUCGACGGUCCAUGGCGACUCCUAAUGGUUCGGGUGGGCAAUUUGCCAGUGGAACGACUGCCCCGAUGUUUGCUGCCAAAUUCCUGCCCCAUGUUGCGUCGACAGAGGAGCGUGAGAAACAUAAGUCCAGAGUGGCUCUUGCCUUGGAUAUUGACCCAGCAAGGAGGCUUCUUAAAACCUGCAAGCUUUGGCAUUUGCUUGAGUCUUUACCAAGCCCGUCAUCACCAGACUUCGAGAAAUAUUCUCCGUUUGUUUGGAAGGAUAAUGCUUGGAGACGGGCAGAGAAAUACCAGUGGAUGGUUGUACCAAAGGAGGGUGAGAGGGUGGUCCCGAACCGCCCUUUUCGCAUCCUGGAUGCUCCCCUCCUCCGAGACGAUUUCUAUUGUUCGACAUUAGCAUACUCAUCCACGUCCGGCAUACUUGCUGUCGGCCUUGGCCAUCGAGUCUAUCUAUGGUCUGAGCAUCUGGGUGUGCAGCAUCCGCCACUCAGUGACCAACACCCCUCAAACUACGUGACAUCACUUGCGUUCUCCUCGGAGAACGGUGGAAAAAGCAUUCUGGCCGUUGGGAGACAGUCGGGUAUGUUAUCUCUUUGGAGUACAUUCGAUUCUGAUGUCCGUUUCGAGAUAAGCCAUCCAGAUUCUAUAACUUGUCUGGCAUUCCGGCCAACAAAAUCCCGGAGGUUAUCAGAGAGACUUCGCCACCUUGAGGUCGAUGUUGAGGACCUCGCUGUAGGUGACGAUCUUGGGAAUAUCUGGUACUACUCUGUGGAAUGGCCUGAUAAUGAAGAAUGGGAUGAAUACGACUUCAAUGGAUCCAUGACUUUACUCGCCAAGAUUACGGCCCAUACGCAGCAAAUCUGCGGCAUUACUUGGUCCCCUGAAGGGUCCUAUCUUGCAACGGGAGGGAAUGACAACUGCUGCUUGCUCUUCGACCUCCAUGAUAUUCUUCCUCCACGGGAGCACAAGCCUUCGUCCCAGGAUCACACACCACAUCAACAUCGGCUGGUCCAUGGCGCCGCGGUCAAGGCUAUUGCAUUUGCCCCUUGGCAGCCGUCUCUUUUGGCUACCGGAGGCGGGUCAAACGACCGAGCCAUUCAUUUCUACCACGCCCCGACGGGCGCCUGUCUGGCCACGAUCAAUGUGUAUGCCCAGGUGACCAGCUUGAUUUGGAGUCGUACCCGACGGGAAAUUGUUGCCACAUUCGGAUUCGCACAGCCUGAGCAUCCGUUCCGCAUCGCAGUAUUCGCCUGGCCGAGCUGUGAGCAGAUCGCCGCGAUUCCUUGGGGGCCGCAUGGGAGUAGUUGGGACAGCCCUGAAAGCGACAUGAUUGACUGUGGGCGUGCACUCUGCGCUGUGAGUUAUCCCGGCCGUCCUCGCGACUGCGAAGACCACAGACCGGAUCAAGAAAGCCGUUCUCCCACAUCGAUGGUGAUGCACGACCGACUAGCUGAGCAGAGUCGGAGCGAGCCCGGCCGACGGAGCACCGUUCGGGAAGUUGUACGACCUCGCGCCAGAGAGGGGGGUCUCUGGUGUUCGCGCACGGUGCAGGAAGGCUGCAUCAUUGUGGCUUCCAGCGACCAGAGUGUCAAAUUCCAUGAAGUAUGGAGCGGACCUAAACGAGGCGCGGCAGUUGUGGCCGGACCUCUGGGAGGCAGUGGCAUUCUCGAAGGGCUCGAAGGGCUGGAGAUCAUUGGGGACGAAAUCAUCCGUUAA
Molecule: messenger RNA, 2454 nt
Organism: Aspergillus niger
Lineage: Eukaryota; Fungi; Ascomycota; Eurotiomycetes; Eurotiales; Aspergillaceae
Exons: 3
Coding region: 1-2454 (817 amino acids)
Biological process (GO): anaphase-promoting complex-dependent catabolic process; positive regulation of ubiquitin protein ligase activity; positive regulation of anaphase-promoting complex-dependent catabolic process
Cellular component (GO): anaphase-promoting complex
Molecular function (GO): ubiquitin ligase activator activity; anaphase-promoting complex binding; protein binding
Source: RefSeq, a predicted model, not a curated record